Molecule: messenger RNA, 1134 nt
Organism: Volvox carteri f. nagariensis
Lineage: Eukaryota; Viridiplantae; Chlorophyta; Chlorophyceae; Chlamydomonadales; Volvocaceae
Exons: 3
Coding region: 1-1134 (377 amino acids)
Source: RefSeq, a predicted model, not a curated record
AUGAAUUGCACGUUUUUGAUGAAUGCCCCGCUUACAAGAGCUUACGGGGAGCUGGAGGACAUCCAAGCAGGCGUUGGAAAAGCUUCACCUGAAGGAGACCUACAGACGCCGGACAUUGCCGCGAACGUGACAGCGAAGGGCGACGACAUCGGCAAGGCCGACGCCAAUGAACAACAGAGUCUCGGAGUAGCAGCCUUUGAAAAUGGAGACAUGACUUUGCAGCAGCAGCUGGCGGAACUUCCCAAUGUUGACCACAAGGCCAUUGCCACAGCUGAAGCUGUUGCCGGCGCCAACCUCUCGGAACCCAACGGCGAGCCAGCCCCCGCCGGCGACGACGGCAACAACAACAUCACAGCCGAUGGCGACGGCGCCGUCUGCAGCCCCGGCGGCACAACCGCAGCCGUCAUGACGUCGUGCUCAGGCUGCGGAUCCUCGGCGGCCGCGGCUUUCACGCGCAGCGGCGCCGCCGCCGGCGCUUCCUCGCCCGCAACGCCGGCGCCGUGGACGGCGCCCAAGUCCUAUGGUAGCCCGAGCGGCAGCCGUCGUGAAAGCUGGGCCGGUCACGGAACGCCCUGGUAUCCCCCCGGGCCUAAUCUCGUGGUCAGGCCACUCCCGCCAAGUCCUCCCAGGGAGGCCAGCGCCGGUAAGGCGCUCAUGCUUGCAGGCGUCGGCGUCAGUCGGGAGGGCUCCGCCACGGACAUCGCUGCCCUCCGCCGUAGUACGGCAACCAGCCAUGUCAGCUCCGGAAACUUCAGCGGCGGUGCCGCCGCAACCGCCGCCUCCGGCGCCAGCGGCGGGCCCAGGCGCAUCUUCAGCGCCCACGUCAGCGGCAGAAGCGCCGCCGCUGCCGUCGCUAGUCGCCACAUGCGCACGUACGGCGGGAGUGUGGCGUUGCCGAUCGGCCGUACGACGUCGACGCCGCCGCCGCCCAGCAGGUACACUAGCGCUUCAACCAGGCUAGCCCUUCGUGAUGUGUUGAACCACCGGCCUACAGCCCACAGACCCAUGGGUCGCGGCGGUGGCACCGGCACUGGCGGAGCCGCCACCGUCACCGCCGCCGCCGCCGCCGGGCGCAGCAGCGUCGGCAUCGGCGCAUUGGGUAACCUGGACUUCCGGCCGCGAUGGAGAUACUGA